Messenger RNA from Vanderwaltozyma polyspora DSM 70294, 1299 nucleotides. It is a transcript of the gene ECM14, whose product is annotated as putative metallocarboxypeptidase. The coding region runs from base 1 to 1299 and encodes 432 amino acids. The record is from RefSeq and is a predicted model, not a curated record. Gene Ontology annotation, biological process: proteolysis. The transcript has a single exon. Gene Ontology annotation, molecular function: zinc ion binding; metallocarboxypeptidase activity. NCBI's taxonomy places the organism in Eukaryota, Fungi, Ascomycota, Saccharomycetes, Saccharomycetales, Saccharomycetaceae.
AUGUGGAAUUUUCAGUUAUUUGUUUUAACAUUUGGGAUCAUUUCUAAAAUUGUGAAAUGUCAAGAAUUAGAGAAUAUCGAUUAUUCAAAUUAUCAUAUCUGCAGAUGCAGUAAAGAUUAUAGCAAGGAUGUUAUUAAUGAUGUGAUAAAACCUUUGACUUCUGAUUACGAUGUGUGGACUCGAAAUUUUGAUUUCGUAGACGUCAGACUGCCAAAAAAUAUCAAAUUACCAAAAGGUUGUCAAGUCAUGAUAUCUGAUAUCGAUAAAGCCAUCGAGGAAACUAAAAAUGGCAUGCAUAUGUCCUUUCCUUCGUUGGAUCAGGAAAGUUUCUCUGUUGAUACACUUGGGAAUUUCUUCUUCAAUGAAUAUAGGGAUUUAAAUACUAUUUAUCUGUGGUUUGAUUUGUUAAAGAGAAGUUUCCCUGAUUUAGUUAAAGUAGAAGUUGUAGGUGAAACUUUUGAAGGAAGGGAAAUGAAAGCUUUGCAUGUUUCUGCUAAUAACAGAACUGCUAAUCCGGACAGGAAAACUAUUGUAAUUACUGGUGGUGUCCAUUCACGGGAAUGGAUAAGUGUUACUUCAGCAUGCUGGACUGCAUAUCAAUUGCUGACAAGAUACAGUUAUUUCAAAAAAGAGACUAGAUAUUUGGAUUCUUUGGAUUUCUUAAUCAUCCCAAUUUUCAACCCUGAUGGUUAUGUGUACACUUGGACACAUGACAGACUGUGGAGGAAAAACAGACAACAGACCUACUGGCCAAAUUGUUACGGUAUUGAUAUCGAUCACUCAUUCGAUUACGAAUGGGGUUCUAACGAUGAUUUCCCAUGUAGUGAAGACUAUAGUGGACAAGAACCAUUUGAAGCAUUGGAAGCAUCAUCAUGGAAUAAAUAUCUAAAUACUACAAAAGGUGAAUACAAAAUAUACGGGUACAUUGAUUUCCAUUCGUAUUCGCAAGAAGUGCUAUACCCAUACGCAUAUUCAUGUGAGGCAAUUCCAAGAGAUUUAGAGAAUCUAGUUGAACUAUCAUAUGGACUAGCAAAAGCAUUCAGAGAGAAAUCAGGCAAAAAAUACAGAGUCAUUUCCGCCUGUCAAGAUCGUGGUAGUGAUUUGACCCCAGGAUUGGGUUCUGGAUCAGCUCUAGAUUACAUGUACCAUCACAGAGCUCACUGGGCAUUCCAAUUGAAAUUAAGAGACACUGGGAACCAUGGAUUCCUAUUACCAGCGACAUACAUAAGACCAGUCGGAAAAGAGACAUAUGCAAGCAUCAAAUACUUCUGUGACUUCAUAUUAAACCCAGAAAUAUAA